GGCGCCAGCGCGCCCCAGGACUGCGGCCCCGCGGCGGCGGCGCAGCGCUCCAGCCAUGUCUCGCGGCCUCCAGCUCCUGCUCCUGUGCUGCGCCUAUACCCUGGCGCCCGCGACGCGGGAGGUGAAGGUGACUUGUUCGGAAGACGUGGACUUGCCCUGCACCGCCCCCUGGGACCCGCAGGUCCCUUACACCGCCUCCUGGGCCAAGCUUACAGAGGGCAGAGCAGAGAGGAUAGAGGCCCCCCGGGAAGACCUGCGCCCGGGGGAACAGCUCUUCCAGCAGGGCCCAAAUGGCUCUGCCGACGCUCCCAGCGAAAGGCCCUAUUCCCUGAAGAUCCAAAACACAACCAGCUGCAACUCAGGGACAUACAGGUGCACUCUGUGGGACCCGGAAGGGCAGAGAAGCCUAAGCGGCACAGUGAUCUUGAGAGUGACAGGAUGCUUGCCAAAACGUAAAGAAGAGACUUUUAAGAAGUAUAGAGCUGAGAUUGUACUGCUGUUGGCUCUGGUCGUUUUCUACUUAACACUCAUCAUUUUCACUUGCAAAUUUGCACGACUGCAGAGUAUUUUUCCAGAUUUUUCUAAACCUGGCAUGGAACGAGCUUUUCUUCCAGACACUUCCCCAGAUAAACAUUUGGGGCCAGUGACUUUUCACAAGACAGAACUGGUAUAAGCAGGAUUUCCGCGGGUGGUUUUUUCUGAAGUGAAGGGCUCGGUGGUGUGCAAGUCUGUCAAGCCGGAUAGGAGGAGCAUGAGCCCCGCGCUGAAGAUGGCAUCCUUCCUACGAGGUCCUCACAUGACUGGAAAUGUCUGACAGUGGAUCUCAGCCUACUUCUGCGAGCCGGGGCUUGAAAACCACGACAUGACCAGCCAGCGCAGAACCAUCACUACUUCUCCAUGACUACUUUUUAGCGGUUUAUGCGGCCAUCUGGUCAACCUCUUGGACAGUUUUUCAGUCAUAUAAAAGCUACGGUGAGAUGCAGUUGGAGAAGGGUCUUGGGAAACGUGAACGGCCCCAGCUGGCCCUGUGACAGACUCCCGAGGACAGCUGUCCUUCUCCACAUCUGGGGAACAUCUCUUUGAAUUUUGCUGUGUUUUGUUGUACUAGCCCAGAUGUUUUCUGUCUGGGAGAAAUUGACAGGCCAAGCUGUGAGACAGUGGGAAAUAUUUAGCAAAUAAUUUCCUGGUGUGAAGGUCCUGCUCUUACUAAGGAGUAUUAUGUGUACAAAGAAAUAACAGGUCAAUGAACUGUCCCCCAGCAGGGUCUUUUCAUCUGGGACAGACAUCCAUGAAGAAGCAAUAAAGGAGAGCGCCACGUCUAUUUUUAUAUCUGUGUGUACUUGUCAAGGGAGCGUUUGUGUUUUUCUCCUUUUGAAAUCUAUAGUUAGAUAGCAUUGCUAACGGGGGAGCAACCUGACUACGGAGAGGGAGAAGAAGUCGGAGAGGGUGACAGUGGGACAGAGAGCUGUCUAGUGACCUGCCAGGGUGACAGAGGGAUAGAGAGCUGUCUAGUGACCUGCCGGGAACGCUGGGCCAGCCGCGCAAUCUGGGUUCUAGUCCCGGUUGUCCCACUCCUGGCUGUAGGAUCUAGGGCAAGUUCCUGUGGUUUUUGUUUUCUCCGUUGUAAACCAGAAGGUUGUUGCCUGGGUUAAUUAAAAUGACACAUGUGAAAAUGCUUUGAAAAAUUAUAAAGCACUAUACACAUUUGAAGCUCUGUUGGGCCAUUAUCCUCGCUGUUACGAUGGUGUACUGGGGAUGAGAGGAUGCUUCUUAUUUCUCAUGUUUUCCAUCCUUCUGCACAAAGAAGGUUACCAAGAGACUUUCCCAUAGUCUUCUGUGUGAAUUCACUUGGGGAAGUGAGGAGACCAGUUCUGUGGUCUUGAAGCAUCAGACAAAAGUACUUGAAGAUAUGGACACGUGGGAGCCACUGGCAGAAGGGACUUCACAAAAUGGUGCACUGAUGUUUUGGUGGCAACUGUCCAGUUUCUCUUAUCAAACGUGGGCCCUUCCCUUCUUGUUUUCCAAAGAGAUUUUAUGGCUUUAGUAGUGUGUGCAUUGCUCCCACUGAUAUUAGAGAGUAAAAGGGUCACCGGGUUGACUGUUUGCCUCUUUGUCAUUGCUUUCAUGUCAUUAAAGGUGUGCAUGUGAACAGGGA
This is a messenger RNA of Lemur catta (Ring-tailed lemur), 2155 nucleotides long. RefSeq names its product CD83 molecule (gene CD83). The coding region runs from base 56 to 673 and encodes 205 amino acids. The transcript is spliced from 5 exons. The record is from RefSeq and is a predicted model, not a curated record. NCBI's taxonomy places the organism in Eukaryota, Metazoa, Chordata, Mammalia, Primates, Lemuridae.